UUAAUCAUUUCAUCCCGCGCAAGGCGCGGAUCUAAUCCUAGUACUCUAGUAUUUUAUAAGCACACACUGGAUCAAAAUUCUAUCUUAUAAUAGUUCUUAAAACUUUUCAUAAGAAUAGAUAAAUUAAAUAUCCUCUUACUCUAUUAAUAAUUUUCAAGACACACUUUCUCUUAGCUCUCAGACACACACAGAAGCUCUACCUCUUACUAACCACUCCUACAAGUAGACUUUAAGACGACCCAUCUCGUCAUAUAAUAAAAAAACCCAAUCCCUCUCUCUCAGUCACUUACUAUCUCUCUAUAUAGAUAACUUUAAAGAGAACAGAUCUAACAUCAUCAAAUUCAUUCACCACAUCAGCCAUGGACUACGAAUACGGAAUAGGAGAGUACUACAGGAGAGGCCACGUACCAGCGUUUGGAAGCUGGGACUGGAACGACGCCGUUCCAUUCACUCAGUGCUUCGAGACAGCAACCACCACCACCACUCAGCAGCACCAGCAGCAGCAACCUUCUUUUCUCCACUACGCUCCUUACACUCAAGAUCGUGAUCUUUACCUCGCUGGCGAUCUUUACGAUAACCACCACCUUGUCGCUGCUCCCGCCGUUAUCCUCGUCCCUCGACGCCGGGCUAAGGUGGGUCAGGAGCCGAAGAAAGCCAGCUCUAAGGAGCAACACAAGUUCAAGACGGAGGCGCGUGAGUCUGACGCACCGAUAAGCUGUCCAACACCUGUGGUGAAGCGUAGGACAAAGCCCGUGGAUGAAGACUUGUACAGGAUCUCACCUACACUCCUUACCGUCAAAUCCACAAAGAAAAGAGGAGGUGGGUUUGGGUGCAUUUCAAGGUGUUUUUUGCCAACACGGGUGCUUUGAAGCCACAAGGCGUGGUGGAUUGAGUCAGACAUCACUUUGGUUGUGUCUUAAUAUUUUAUAUAUAUUUUUUUUUAAAGGAAGACCGUAUGCUUGUGAAAUCAUGUAUGUAUUUAUGCGUAGGGUUAUGAAUUCUAAAGGAUAAGAUAUUGUAGUAGUAGUAGCUUUGGGAAGAGCGAGCCAUGUUGUAUUACGUAAACUAUUAAACAAAAGUGAGACUUGUUUUGAAACUUUCUUUUCUGAAGUGUGUCUAAAUUUGUACUGUUUUUUGGUAGUGGAACUGUUGAAUUUGGUGAGAAAUUAGGUAUGAGAAUGGAAGGAGG
Messenger RNA from Eruca vesicaria subsp. sativa (arugula), 1189 nucleotides. Lineage: Eukaryota; Viridiplantae; Streptophyta; Magnoliopsida; Brassicales; Brassicaceae. The record is from the annotation of a GenBank genome assembly.